Messenger RNA from Phanerochaete carnosa HHB-10118-sp, 573 nucleotides. RefSeq lists its product as uncharacterized. Lineage: Eukaryota; Fungi; Basidiomycota; Agaricomycetes; Polyporales; Phanerochaetaceae. The coding region runs from base 1 to 573 and encodes 190 amino acids. The transcript has 2 exons. The record is from RefSeq and is a predicted model, not a curated record.
AUGGCACACUGGGGUCGUGUCGGCGUACAGAUCGCCGAAGUGGCGACGACGUUAUACGAGAAGUCGCGGAAGAGUCUGGUCGGCGAUGGCACCCAUGUCGGGUUCGUGACGACAGUGCUCAACGAGGUGCCGAAUGCCUCAAAGCCUGUGCCCCCGUUUGACUCGUUUGGUUACCUUAUCUACGAGCAAGGUGGUUCUGCGGUGCACAAGCGAGCGAGCGACAUCAUGCCAGGCGAUAUCGUCGUGCUGCACGAUGCGAAGUUGAAGGGACACAAGGGAUUGCAGAUUUAUCAUCAGAACGUGGGUAUGGGCGAGCCGUUAAUCGCAAUUAUCGGAGACUAUGAGGUCAAGAAGACGAAGGUGAAGGUUUUCCAGGCCAAUCAGCACGUCGGGCAAGAGAGCGUUGAGUCUGUGAGCUACCGAUUGGACGAUCUGAAAAGUGGUACCGUUAAGGUACGCCAAGUCCUAAGACACCUUGACGUGAACUUGACGAUUCCCAUCAGAUUUUCCGGGUACUUGAAGCGUAAUGGCAUUCAGUUAUUAUCAUUGGGCUUGGGUCCUUUUGUAUUUUAG